This is a messenger RNA of Episyrphus balteatus (marmalade hoverfly), 2203 nucleotides long. RefSeq lists its product as uncharacterized. Gene Ontology annotation, molecular function: zinc ion binding; nucleic acid binding. Bases 478 to 2013 code for a protein of 511 amino acids. NCBI's taxonomy places the organism in Eukaryota, Metazoa, Arthropoda, Insecta, Diptera, Syrphidae. The record is from RefSeq and is a predicted model, not a curated record. The transcript has a single exon.
CGAAUCACGCAACCUCAAAAUGGCGGCAUUAAAAAUGGAACCUUUUUCGAUGAAUGGAAAUGUUGCAGAAAAUUGGCGACGGUGGAAGACAGAUUUUUCCAACUAUCUAAUUGCAAAUGAAUUAGAUGAAAAAUCUGAUAAACGAAAAAUUGCAGUUUUCCUCAUGACUUGCGGUGAAGAUCUAAAGUGCAAAUUUGCACAACUCGAAGUUGAACCUGUUCUUCCCGCCACUGAAGUUAAGUUUGAACAAGUCCUGGCUAAAUUUGAUGACUUCUUUAAAUCAUUUUCUAAUGAAAUCUUUUCUAGUUAUUUAUUUUGGAACUCAAAUUUUAGACAACUUCCAGAAGAAAAUUUGAUGUGUUCUAUAACAAAGUCAAACAACAUGCUAUCGACUGCAAUUUUGGCAAUUCGCUAUCAAGAAACAUUCGGGAUAAAUUGCUUAUUGGUAUCUCAAAUUCUGCCUUACGCGAGCGCCUUAUGCGUGAAAAAACUCCAUCCGAAAAAAUUGUUGUAGAGCAGUGCCGAAUAAGUGAGUUAUCUCAUAGCCAGUCAAAUUGCAUGUCCUCUGCCAGUGUAGAAAAUCAAGAAGUUUCUAUAGAUUUCAUAAAAAAAAGAAAAUUUCAAAUAAAGAAUACAAACCAAAAUCAGACAUGCAACAAGUGUGGACGGCUGCACGAUCCCCGGCGUUGUCCAGCCUAUGGUGAUGAGUGUAAUAAUUGCGGCAAAUUGAAUCACUGGGCAAAGAAAUGCAGAAGCUCGCCGAAAUAUAAAAAAAACCUUCUAGAAAAUAAAAAUAACUACAACCACGUCCAUCAGAUUCAGACUGGCAAUGACAACCAUGAUGAGGGUGAAGUUUUUACAAUCUCCACAUUAGCUGGCAAAACCGAAUGUUCUUCGAAAGACUGGUCGGUGAAUGCAUUUAUAGAUGGAAAUCUGAUUAAUUGUAAACUUGACACAGGAGCUCAGUCAAAUGUUAUUUCUGUUAAUUGUUUGCAGCAAUUUAAAAAUAAACCGAAUGUGCUUACAACCAAGGAUAUUUUGAAAGCAUUUGGAGGUUCAGUAAUUAAAUUGGUUGGCCAAUGUUAUUUGCAAGUUGAACUCAAUGGAAUCAAAUGUAAGCAGCGAUUUUUAGUCACUUAUCUGGAUGUAAAAACUAUUCUUGGACUUGAGGCAUGCAGAUAUUUUAAGCUCAUUAAUAAAAAAAAUAUAUGUGAGCUUGUGUUCAACAACAAUCAAAUAAAAGAAAAUCCAGAAUCCAUUAUCACUGAGUUUGCAGACGUGAUUGAAGGCCGUGGUUCAUUAAAACCAGUUAAAAAACACCUAAAGGAGAAUGCGGUUCCACAUAUUGCUGCAGUAAGACGAAUUCCAAUUUCAUUGCAUGAACCAGUUAAAAAAAAAUUAGACUAUCGAACCACCGCAACUAAUGGUCUUAAAUCUCAAGCCGCGAACCUCAAAACAAAACCUUAUAAAGAAUAUUGUGUGAAGGACACAGCAUGGUUUCGCAAAAAUAAUAAAACUCCUUGGACAACAGGAAAAAUUGUUAAAAAAAAAUCGAGUCGCCGUUAUGUUAUUAAAACAAUUGAUGACAAAUUUUUCACAAGAAAUAGUGUGUACAUUCGUCCUAACAAAUUUCCAGAAAAAAGCGUUGAUAAAGAUUACAGCAAAAGUUUUGCAUCUCCUGAAGACUAUUACACCACCGCUUCGCCUGGAGCUCAAUUUUUAGAAGAAGAACCGACUUGUUCUUCAGCGAAACAGUGUUCUUCUAACAAAACUUCAUUAAUUGAUAGAAGCAUUUAUCAAGCGAUUUCAUCUAAAGCAAUAAUUGAUAAUUCAGAUUCUAUAAUGAGUAUUAAAUUACUAUUUCCAGAUAUGAAAACAUCGAAAGCCGUACCUGAUAUACUAGCAAAUUCAAACUCUCAACCUAUACCGGACAUUCCUGAACAACCAAGCGGUUCGAAGAGGGUAAUAAAACCAAGAGUCAAAUUAAAGGAUUAUGAUUUAAGUAUUGACUAAAAAUGUAUGUUUAAUCAAUUUAUUAUAAAAGGGGCGUGUCAUGUCAUGUCAUAUGUCAUGUCGUGUAUAAACAUAAUGUAAACUUACAAUCGAACAGAAACAAAAGAUCUCAUGUAAAACCUCGAAUAAAAACUGACAAUUCAUUCUGACUACACGUGUUAAACUAACAAGAACUAAGGCCCAAUUUAUU